Messenger RNA from Cololabis saira (Pacific saury), 1595 nucleotides. Its product is annotated as kinesin-like protein K39. The transcript is spliced from 12 exons. The record is from RefSeq and is a predicted model, not a curated record. Bases 1 to 1512 code for a protein of 503 amino acids. NCBI's taxonomy places the organism in Eukaryota, Metazoa, Chordata, Actinopteri, Beloniformes, Belonidae.
AUGAACAUCAACGCACCUAGUCUCCAGUCUGAGCUGCUGCAGCCUCUCACUGAGUCCAUACGGAGCGGGUACAACGGUGCCUUGCUGAUCUGUGGAGCCUCCACUGAGACGACUCCACCCCUGACUGACCACAGCAUCGUCAGACAGGUGGAACCCAAACCAAAACAAAGCAAACUAAACGUUACCCUGCACCUCAAUGCCGUAUGCAGUUGCCUGUUCUCAGUGUCUGUGGAGUGGAAACUCAAUCCAGAGCAGGUGGAGUCGGAUGUCUGCAGAAGCAGAUUGCAGCUGUUCAGUCUGGCGGGAGGAGCCAGCAGGACUGACCUCAGAGGGGUCAGUCCACUGGUGAGGGUUCUGGAGCAGAUGCCAAAUUCUGCAGCAGUCAGCGACAACCUCCUCUCUUUUCUCCUGAAAGAUGCCUUAACAGGAAAUAAUAGAACAUCCCUCGUGUACUGCAUUAAGCCUCAAGGUCUUCUCGAUGAUGAGACACCUUCUGCCUUAGACUUGGCCCAGAAACUGAGACGAUUGGUUACUAAACCCAGCAUCAGUCGCUGGAGUCCAAAGGCAACUGAGCGAGAGAUUCGUGAAAGGAUCAUGGAUCUGCAAAAUGGGAUAAUGUCACAGGGGGAGAGUGGAGUUAACAAAAUCUACAAAUUAGCCGAGCUGACUCAGAACCUUCAGAUUGUGAAAAAUCAAUCCUGGGAGAAGAGGAUGGAGGAGUCAGAGAAGAUAAAAGUCCAACUUGAGCACUGUAAAUCCUCACAGAGCAAUGAGCCGUUUUUUAGAGGUCAUCGCACUGACCACAGAGAGACUACAGACACAAGAGCACGGCUAGAGGACCAGCUGAGGGAGGAACUGGAGGAGCAUAUUAAAGAAGGGAAAGGGAGUGUGGAGGGAGUCCAGGAGAGGGUAGCGAGAAUCCAGCAGCUGAAAGACGCUCUCAGAGAAGAGACACUGAAGAGUGGGGCUUUUCCAGGACAGUUUCAACUCCGCCAGCAGUCUCAGUUGGAACACAACGAAGCACAGCAGCGGAGGAGGCAACUUAAGGAGGAUCAUGGGAGAUUAAUUCAGGAGGAGGUGGCGAUGAUGGAGAGAGACCUGGCACCGGAGCAGCUGUCGGCAGCGAGCCCUCAGAGAGAGCUGCUGGUGCUGAGCAGAGAGAGGCGGGUCCUGGUGCUGCAGACGGAAGCCCUGCGCGCUGAGGCGCGGCAGGCCGAGAGAGACCUGCAGGACCAGCAUCACAGACACCAAGCAGAGUUGCACUGUCUGAGGGAUGAGAGUCUGCAGGUGUUCAGGGCGUUUCGUCAGGUCUGUGAGGAGCAGAGGAAGACUUCAGAGAGCAGGUACACCAGUGUGCUGCUGGAAGCCGUGCAGGACGCCAUCUACUUGUCCGCACAGAACCAGCAGUUGCAAGCUGACAACAAACAGCUACGUAAAGCUCUGGAUACUCUAAAGGACACUCUGACUGUGCGAGGUGAUCCCAUGGCUGACCUGAUAAACCAGCAACAAUAACUGAAAUGUCCAAAAUUCAUGACAGUUACUGAGUAAAUAAAUGGUUUCAACAAUUUAUUGGUUAUUAACAUGAUGUAUAACAC